GUUUGCCUGUUUGCCCAGAGCUGACUCGAGAGCACAUUCCUAAAACCAGGGAUGUGGGUCACUUUUUGUCCGUUACUGGGACUGUCAUACGUACCAGUCUGGUGAAAGUUUUGGAGUUUGAGCGGAGUUACAUCUGCAACAAGUGCAAGCAUGUGUUUGCCGUCAGGGCUGACUUUGAGCAGUACUACGCCUUCUGUCGUCCAUCCGCCUGUCUUAACGAACAUGGCUGCAACUCAACCAAGUUCACCUGUCUCUCUGGAACCACCUCUUCUCCUGCCUGCUGCAGAGACUAUCAAGAAAUCAAAAUUCAGGAACAGGUUCAAAGACUGUCUGUUGGAAGCAUCCCUCGUUGCAUGGUGGUUGUUCUGGAAGAUGACUUAGUGGACAGUUGCAAGUCUGGAGAUGACAUCACAGUGUACGGAGUGGUAAUGCAGAGAUGGAAACCUUUCCACGAGGGUGCACGCUGUGACUUGGAGCUUGUUUUGAAAGCCAACUAUGUUAAAGUAAACAAUGAGCAGCUAGCAGGUGUUGCAAUGGAUGAAGAAGCCCGCAAGGAAUUUGAAGACUUCUGGGAAAAGCAUAGGAAUGAUCCCUUAGCAG
Messenger RNA from Eurypyga helias (sunbittern), 600 nucleotides. Its product is annotated as DNA helicase MCM9-like. NCBI's taxonomy places the organism in Eukaryota, Metazoa, Chordata, Aves, Eurypygiformes, Eurypygidae. Gene Ontology annotation, biological process: double-strand break repair via homologous recombination. The record is from RefSeq and is a predicted model, not a curated record. Gene Ontology annotation, molecular function: single-stranded DNA binding; single-stranded DNA helicase activity; ATP binding. Gene Ontology annotation, cellular component: MCM complex; nucleus. The transcript has 3 exons. The annotation marks the transcript as partial.